Molecule: messenger RNA, 1312 nt
Organism: Setaria italica (foxtail millet)
Lineage: Eukaryota; Viridiplantae; Streptophyta; Magnoliopsida; Poales; Poaceae
Exons: 3
Coding region: 300-836 (178 amino acids)
Biological process (GO): xylem development
Source: RefSeq, a predicted model, not a curated record
CCUAGAACAAUUCUUGAUCAUUACAGAAUAAAGUAUGCAACGGGAAGAUUCUCGGAGAGGGAUUUUUCAACUGUAUUCCACUGACAGACUGUUCAAACUCAUGUACUGCACCCACUAUUCUUAUCUGUUCCUUCCCUGCAGCUAUAAUAGCCACGGACUAUAGCGAGCCUUCACUCGACAUCCAGAGCUACCAAAGCAGAACAUCAGAGAAGAAAAGCUUCAGCUUCGGCUCCUUCUUCUUCUUCUUCUUCUUCUUCUUCUUCUUCUGCUACUUCAUUCAUACAGGCACUGAACAAACAAUGGAGAACAAAUCACCAUCCUCAUGCGUCAGCCCAGCACCCACAUCCACCAUGUCAGCCGGCGAGAGCAGCUGGGCGGUGCACAUCGCAAGCUUCCUCGCGUCGUCACCGCAAGACAGAGGGAUGGAUCAGCAAGCAGCAGUCUCUGGUGGUAGCUUCUCCUCCGGUUUCUCUUCUUCGUUCAAUUCCUUCGACGACGAUGUAUCCUUCAUCACGUCUGAGCUGAUGUGCGAUGACGACGAAGAAGAUGAGUCUCUACAGGACACUGCCUGUUCUUCUGCAGCUGCCACAAAGGUAGCUACCAUGGAAAAUUUUGAUAUCAAGGCGAUGCCAAUCAUGGAUGCGAAAGAGUUCAACAUGCCCCAGCUGGCCAAGUACUUUGAAGCUGUGGGUUCACAACAACCAGUGACCAAAGCGGAUCAACAACUGAUCAAUAGUUAUAGUAACAACGCGAAGGCACUGUAUGAGAGUAACGAGCUAAGGAAGAAAGGGCUUUGCUUGGUCCCUAUCUCCAUGUUGAUAAACUAUCUCGGAUGAUUAAAGUUCAUGUACUACCAUUAUUCAAUGUAAUUGUAUACAAUUAUAUAAUAGUUCAUACAUCGCACUCUUCUGUCAGCUAAGAGAACCUACUCCCAUCCAGCUGUUGAGCUUUUCUGAUCAUACCAUUCAAACUAAGAGGAAAAGAAGUAUUCAACUAUGAAAAAAAAGAAGCAAAUAAGCAAAACAAGAUAAUCGAGUACAUGGCGGUGAGAAAAACUUCUGAGGGAUAAGGGUACCCACGACCCCCACCAAUCACGCCCGACUGUGCCGUGUGGGCUAAGGUAUGAAGACGCGUGGAGCACAAGCCAGGAGGCUGGGCGAAUCAAUUCAGCCCGUAUAUCACGGGAUAUUUGUUGUAAACCGACUCAGAUUGCUUUCCAUGUAACAACCGACUAGGAUUAGAUCCUAUCCUAUCCGAUUAUAACCCUAUGUCAUCAGCCUAUUGACGCCCCUGAGGGCAGAUCGACUCUUCG